This is a messenger RNA of Aricia agestis (brown argus), 4641 nucleotides long. It is a transcript of the gene aub, whose product is annotated as piwi-like protein Siwi. The transcript is spliced from 19 exons. The record is from RefSeq and is a predicted model, not a curated record. Bases 115 to 2808 code for a protein of 897 amino acids. Gene Ontology annotation, molecular function: protein binding; piRNA binding. Gene Ontology annotation, biological process: regulatory ncRNA-mediated gene silencing. Gene Ontology annotation, cellular component: P granule. Lineage: Eukaryota; Metazoa; Arthropoda; Insecta; Lepidoptera; Lycaenidae.
UUUUCUCGUCGUCUACGCGCGUGUCGAGUACGAUAUUUCCAUUUUUGUUAUAAUAAUUUCUACAUUUCAACGAUAUACUACAACAAUUACUUUAUAUAUUAAAGUACAACUAGGAUGUCGGAACCACAAAGAGGCCGAGGAAGAGCUCGCGGACGAGGCGGCGAUGGGGGCCAGCCGCCCCGUAAGCCGGGGGAGCAGCGGGCCCCUGCGCAGCAGCAGCCGGGGCCGUCGGGCCCCCGUCCGCAGCCGCCGUCCGCUUGGGGCCCGCCCACCGCCACGCCGGUGGUCCGCGCUGGCAUGCCCAAGCCGACGUCCGCCGGACGAGCCUCCCAUAGGACCACACCAUCCACCCACGAUCACCCCGGAGAUGUAGACAUCCAGCAGAGACUGCAGAAUGUCACCAUCAGUGAGACUCAAGCGGGAGCCGGCGGUGACCCUGCCGCUGCUAUUGUCGGACGAGGAUCUCGUCGUGGUGGUGGCAGAGUGCUUCCCGAACAGAUAACUAUAAAGAGGACUAGACCUGAGAACAUCACUUCUAAAAAGGGCACAACUGGCAAGCCAGUUGAUCUCAGGGCCAACUAUUUUACGGUGCAAUCCACACCAGGCUGGCAACUUCACCAGUACCAUGUGGACUUCUCACCGGAAGAAGAUAAUACAGCCAUCAGGAAGGGCUUGCUCAGAGUCCACAAGAAUACUCUUGGAGGGUAUCUCUUUGAUGGCGCCGUCUUGUAUACGGUUAAUAAACUGCAUCCCGACCCUCUGGAACUGUACUCUGAUAGAAGAGAUGGCGAGCGCAUGAGGAUCAUGAUCAAGUUGACUUGCGCUGUGAGCCCUGGCGACUACCACUACAUACAGAUAUUCAACAUCAUCAUCCGCAAGUGCUUCAGCCUGCUCCAACUGCAGCUGAUGGGCCGAGACUUCUUCGAUCCUGUGGCCAAGAUUGACAUUCCCGAGUUCAAGCUUCAAGUUUGGCCCGGCUACAAGACAACUAUCAAUCAAUAUGAAGACCGUCUUCUUAUGGUCACUGAGAUCACACACAAGGUACUCCGUUUAGACACAGUACACCAGAUGCUUGCAGAAUAUGCCAAUACCAAGGGUGCCAACUUCAAGAGAAUAUUCUUGGAAGAUGUAGUUGGCAAAAUCGUGAUGACCGACUACAACAAGAAAACAUACAGAGUGGAUGAUGUUAACUGGUCGGAGAAUCCUCGCUCCACCUUCAAAACAAAAGACGGUGAUAUCUCGUAUUUGGAUUACUAUUUCAAGCGCUACAACAUCCGCAUCAAGGAUGCUACCCAACCGCUCCUAGUGUCUCGGUCUAAGGCCCGCGACAUUCGCGCCGGCCUCCCCGAGCUGGUGUACCUUGUGCCCGAGCUGUGUAGGCAGACGGGCCUGGCGGACGACAUGCGAGCCAACUUCCAGCUCAUGCGCGCCCUAGACAAGCACACCAAGAUCGGACCAGACGUGAGGAUCAGGAAGCUGCUCGACUUCAACCGACGGUUCACUCAGAAUAAAGAGGUUGUUCAGGAAUUAGGAACAUGGUCGCUGAAAUUGUCAAAUGAACUAGUCCGCUUCAAGGGCAGACAAUUGCCAGUGGAGAACAUUGUACAAAAUGAAGGAAGAGUCAAGUAUCCGGCCGGCUUGACCACUGAAGGCUGGACCAAGGACAUGAGAUCCAAACAUUUGUUAACUUUGGCCUCGUGUCCUUCCUGGGUUGUGAUUACCCCAUCGCGCCUCAGGGAGACGCAAAACUUUGUCGAUUUAAUCAUGAAAACUGGCCACGGAGUCGGUUUCAAUCUUCCUAGACCAGAAUACGUUUACAUCGAUCGCGACAGUGCCGUCGAGUACGCGAAUACUUGUGAGCAAGUCAUCGCUAAAAAGAAUCCCGCACUCAUCUUGUGUGCGUUGGCAAGAAACUUCUCUGAUAGGUACGAGGCGAUCAAGAAGAAGUGCACCGUGGACCGCGCGGUGCCGACGCAGGUUGUGUGCGCGCGCAACAUGACUAGCAAGUCUGCCAUGUCCAUUGCCACCAAAGUUGCUAUACAGAUUAAUUGCAAGCUCGGCGGCGCGCCUUGGACCGUGGAGAUCCCGAUCAAGAACUUCAUGGUGAUCGGCUACGACGUGUGUCACGACACGCGCUCCAAGGAGAAGAGUUUCGGCGGCUUCGUCGCCAGCAUGGGCCGUAUGAUGUCCGACUACUACUCAUGCGUGAACGCGCACACGAGCGGCGAGGAACUUAGCGGACACAUGGCGUUCAACAUGGCGAGCGCGCUGCGCAAGUACCGCGAGAAGAACGGUGACCUUCCGACGCGUAUAUUCGUGUACAGAGACGGCGUAGGCGACGGACAGAUUGAAUAUGUGCUGUCACAUGAGGUUGCGGAAAUGAAGAAAAAGCUAGCGGAGGUGUAUGAAGGAGGUGAAUUUAAGUUCACAUUCAUCAUCGUGUCCAAGCGCAUCAACACCAGGAUUUUCCUGGAGAUGGGCCAGAGUAUUCAGAAUCCGCAGCCUGGUACUGUCAUUGACGAUGUCGUGACCCUGCCAGAAAGAUACGAUUUCUACCUCGUCUCGCAAAACGUUCGCGAGGGCACCAUCGCUCCGACCUCAUACAACGUUAUCGAGGACUCUAGUGGACUGACGCCCGACAAGAUCCAAUACCUGACUUACAAGCUGACGCAUCUGUACUACAAUUGCUCGAACCACGUCCGCGUGCCCGCCGUGUGUCAAUACGCGCACAAGCUCGCCUUCCUCGCCGCCAACAGCCUGCACAGCCAGCCGCACUACAGCCUCACCGACACGCUAUAUUUCCUGUAAACUACCUACAGUCGCGGAGCACGCAGAAAUUGUACGAUCGAAGAAAUUCAUUCAUAGGCAGUUGAGUGUUGACGGACCUACGUCAUUUGGUUAGCUUUUGUCUGUCGGAUGAGUUUAUGAGUUUGACUUAACGCGACGAAAUUACUUAGAUCCUCCAACUGCCUAGGAAUCAACUUCUCUGAUAGUUCUUGGAAAUCACUUCUAUCACUCUCGAACGAAAAUGUAGCUGUCGCAGACGCGUGGCAGCUUUAUGUUCGUGCGUGAAUGAAAAAGCGCAAUCGGUAUAUCAUCAAAGAUUUACAGAUGAUUCAUAGGCAGCUGGCGAACGUGAUUUUGUCAAUGUAUGUCAAACGCAGUCGAGAGAUGCAGCAUUGACAUAACACGACAAAAUAAAGUAAGUCCGUCAUCUUCCUAUGGAUCAAAUUCAGUCGACACGUUGACCGAUUGCACUUUUUUAUUAGCGCACAAAAAUAAAUCUUUCUAGCGAUAGUUAUAUUUUCGUUGGCGAGUGAUCAGUUAGUGCACAAAUUUCUACGUUUUCCGCGGCCAGACUAUAACAUAAAUACGUGUAGACGAAACUCGAGAUUGAUAAUAAAAAAUUAGUCAAUAUCUGACAAAUUUUUUAUUAUCAAAGUUAUUACGACUUACAUCUACUUGUGAUUGUAUUAGGAUAGAAGCGACUCAACGGAGUGCCAUAAAUAAGCGACACAAACAAAUAGAAUAAAAAGUACGUUUAGAUCUCUUUCUUUUUCUAUUCCUCGUCGCUAGUCGCUAUUUCUUAGUCUGAGAUUCGAUCGCGUUGUUAAGGAGGGCUCGUAUUUUGUUAUUUUAUAAGGAUUUGAAAACUUGGAUAUGACUGUUUUGAGUAAAUAUACGUCAAUGACCAAUGAUACUACCUCGUACUCGCGUGCUGUGAAGUUAACGCUAGUUGAUAUAAACAGUUAUUAUAACUAAAAAUCAAUUCUCAAUCAUAAUUUUAUUAAAGUUGUGUAAGAUUUAAUGUUGCUAAAUGUGUACAAUAAUGGUGUUAUAGGCAGAAAAUGUAAAACUAAGUACAGGGGAGUUAGCAGCCGCUCAUAGUUUCUUACCAACCAGUAGUUGCAUUUUGAUGCAUUUGGCGAGAAUUAAGAUCUUGUUUUUGUUUCUCGAUUAUUAUUUUUUUAGUUUUAGCAGUAUUUUAAUACUUUGCACUGGAAACAGCGCAAUAGUUUAGUUUUAAGAACUACAUAAUGUACGAAGAUUUUUCUUUUUUUUUUAGAAUUAAGUACUUGACAGAUGUCUAUGCUUUAUAUGUUUAUGUCAGUUGCCUUUGCCACACUUGUGUGGAUAUCUGUAUAUGCAAAAGAAUAAUAAAAAUACCGAUAAAGUUGCAAAAGCUAAGAUAUAUUUUUAGAAUAUUUUUCUAUUUAUAACAAAAAUUUCUAGCAAGCAAUAAGUGAAAACUUUUCAUGUCAGUACAAUGGUAGUUUGAAAAUGUUUAGUCCUUUUCCUUUCUUUAAGUUAAAUACAUUUUGCUUUUGUGCUCUGACGACCUAGUGCGGCUAUGGCAAAUUCAAUUUCAAGUUGGCCGACUAUCGUACAACUAAAUUGCGUAGUUUCACAAUUUAAUUGGACAACUUUUUAAUUGUGGGUAAUCGGAAGGGAAUCGCGGUUCUGAUACGAUUGGUGUCCAAUUAUUUAAUCCAUCGAUCGUGGAAUAACGAGACACAAUAGCUUAUCUAUUGUUAUCGCGGCCGGAUGCGGCCGCUUAUUAAUUGUACAAUUAUUUACCUACCUAGUUAGAUGCAAUGUGCGAGCUCUCAUAAGUCGCUUUAAUAGCUAUUGGUAUACUAU